Messenger RNA from Brassica napus (rape), 1271 nucleotides. Its product is annotated as universal stress protein PHOS34-like. Lineage: Eukaryota; Viridiplantae; Streptophyta; Magnoliopsida; Brassicales; Brassicaceae. Bases 248 to 982 code for a protein of 244 amino acids. The transcript has 3 exons. The record is from RefSeq and is a predicted model, not a curated record.
AACAGAGAGGAGAGAGAGACCGGGAUGGGUAAAAUAUGUGGCCAACAGUUCCACUACUCAGCACGUUCGCGUAUUUUUCAAAAAAUGAACAUUCAAUAAUACUAAGAGCUAAUCCAUUAUCCAAACCAUUAGAGCAAUAAAUAACGCAUAAAAAAAUUAUACGUUAAGUAUAUUCUUCAUCUUCAUAUAGUAAUCAAAGAAGUUUCUAUAAUCAUCAAAUCGGAAGCAAGAGAGAGAGAGAAGAAACAUGAACCCAGAUUCCGAUCACCCUCACCUCCCCACCAUCAAGAUCCACCACCCCUCCUCCCCUCGCCACUCCCACCACCACCACCACUCCUCCUCCACUCCCUCCGCCGCAACCCCCACCCCCACCGCCGGCGCCCGCCGUAAAAUCGGAGUCGCGGUCGACCUCUCGGAGGAAAGCUCCUUCGCCGUCCGCUGGGCCGUCGAUCACUACAUCCGCCCCGGAGACGCCGUCGUCAUCCUCCACGUCUCCCCCACCUCCGUCCUCUUCGGCGCCGACUGGGGCCCUCAGCCUCCUUCCUCCGCCGAUCAGACGCCUCCGAAGCCUAGCCAGGAGGAUUUCGACGCGUUCACGGCCUCCAAGGUGUCCGAUCUGGCGAGGCCGUUGAAGGAAGCGGGGUUCCCUCACAAGAUCCACGUGGUGAAGGAUCACGAUAUGAGGGAGAGGCUGUGUCUCGAGAUCGAGAGGCUUGGUUUGAGCGCUGUGAUCAUGGGGAGCCGAGGGUUUGGAGCUGAGAAGAGAGGGAGCGAUGGGAAGCUUGGCUCUGUUAGUGAUUACUGUGUUCACCAUUGUGUUUGUCCUGUUGUUGUGGUUAGGUAUCCUGAUGAUCGGGAUGGUCCUGGGAAUGGUACUCGGGAUGCUAUUGUCACUGUUAAGUCAGGUAGGGAUGAUGAUGGUGAAGAAGGACAUGAGGCUAAGGUUGCUGAUGCUCAUCAUGAACACAUCAAAGAUGAGUAAUGCGUCUUAGAGGCUCAUUGGAUCCACCCUCUUCACAGCAAGUUUGUUAGGUACCACUGAUGCAUGGAAACAAUGGGGUUUAAGCGGAUUUGUGCAGAGGAGUGUGUUCGUGUGUGUGUUUGUGCUAUCUUUUGCAAUCAAUAGGUCUCUGGAAUCUCCUCUGGAUUCAUUAUUAGUCCUCUUUUCUUUUAUAUGAUUCACCAUGUAUGAUUUUCACAUUAAAAACAAUGAAAUAGUUAGUAUGAACACUGAAACCCUUUAAGGAUUAUGAUAUUCAUCUUCAAUCUGA